This is a messenger RNA of Macadamia integrifolia, 2722 nucleotides long. Its product is annotated as L-type lectin-domain containing receptor kinase IV.2-like. NCBI's taxonomy places the organism in Eukaryota, Viridiplantae, Streptophyta, Magnoliopsida, Proteales, Proteaceae. Gene Ontology annotation, molecular function: protein kinase activity; carbohydrate binding; ATP binding. The transcript is spliced from 2 exons. The coding region runs from base 650 to 2689 and encodes 679 amino acids. The record is from RefSeq and is a predicted model, not a curated record. Gene Ontology annotation, cellular component: plasma membrane. Gene Ontology annotation, biological process: protein phosphorylation.
ACCUCUAGGCCUUAUAAUUAAAUAUCUACUUUUGUUCACCCAUUUAGACCCCUAGGCCUUGUAAUUCAAUCCAUUACAAUUAAAAUCUAAAAAGAAUAAAAAGACUAUAUAUACCCUACAGAUAUUAAAAUAGGACAAAUUUUUCGAUAGGGCCUGCAUGAAGAUCAUAUACUGUUGGUGGAUCCAAUCACUAAUCUGAGCCAUUAAAUUAUAAGUUUGGUUAGGCAAUCUCACCAAAGGUCAAGAGAUAAUGAAGAAUGGUAGCCAGAUCAUUAGAUAUAUUGACAUUAGUCACCCUACCAAAACAAACAAUCAGAAUCAGAUCACAACCUUCUAUUUAUUUAUUUCCUUCCAUGUAGCUAAGAUUCUUGUUUGACCAUGGAUCCCAAUUUCUUUUCAAUGUGGAAUGCUUGCUUUUUUAUAUUUGUUACAGAUCAUCAGGAAACUGUUAGAACUCUUAUAAAUCUUCUUUAUUAUCUUUUCUUCCUGAUAGUGUUUCCUCUCUUAGGAUUUGUGCUUCAGUGUCUUGUGUCCUUUUAUGGUGGGUACUUCAAGUUCCAAGUCUUUGAAACUUUAACUGUAAAGACCAAUCGAUUCCCAUUUUAGAACUUAACCUUUCAAAACAGAAACCCAAUUCAGAAUUCUAGCCAUGAAAGCUUUUAGAGUCUUUCUGCAACUUCUUUUCUUUGCUUGUGUAAUUGCAGAAACCAGUUUCAUCUACAAUGGGUUUCACAAUGUAACUUUGAGCUUAUAUGGAGCAUCAUACAUUAAACCCGAUGGCAUCUUAUCAGUAAUCAGUAAUUCACCUAAGAACAUUGGCCAUGUAUUCUAUCCUUCUCCCCUGCAAUUGAAGCUUUCAAACCCCUCUUCUCCUACUGUCUCCUUUAGUACCACAUUUGUUUUCUCCAUUUCACCCAUGUAUCCAAAGAUUGGUGGCCAUGGACUAGCUUUUAUUCUCUCCUCCACUAAAGAUCUCCAAGACUGUCUACCUAACCAGUACCUAGGCCUUCCAAAUGAUGCAAGCAUUGCCAAGUCCUCAACCUGUCUGCUCGCAGUUGAGUUCGAUGUUGUUCGGAACAUCGAACUAAAUGACAUCAAUGAUAACCAUGUCGGCAUAGAUGUAAAUAGCUUGACUUCUAAUGUGUCUGUACCUGCAACUUUUUUCAGUGGGAGUGGUUCAAACAAAACCCAUUCAAUUGAUCUCAAAAGUGGAGCACCAGUUACAGCAUGGAUUGAGUACAGUAGCAAAGAGGAGUUGAUAAAUGUUGCAAUCUCUCCUUUUGGCAUUCCAAAGCCAGAGAGGCCUUUGAUUUCAUUCCCACUUGAUCUCUCAUCAGUCAUAAAUGAGUACAUGUAUGUAGGCUUUUCUUCUUCUACUGGUCUGCUUUUUGCAGCACAUGAUGUCCUAGGUUGGAGCUUCAGGAUUAAUGGGAGAGCUGAUGAUUUGGAUCCCUCAAAGCUCCCAUCUCUUGUGAAAGCCAAGGUGGUGGUGCGGCAUAGCAGAAAGGGCCUUGCAAUUGGGCUUAUUCUGGUUUCAUUCAGUCUGGUUCUGUUGAUGAUCUCAGGUGCAAUUCGGGUAGUUCGAUGGCCAAAGCAUGAAGACGACUUGUUAGAAGAUUGGGAAAUUGAGUAUGGAGCUUACAGAUUCGAAUACUCGGAGCUCCUCAAAGCAACAUGUGAAUUUGGAGAGAAAAACCUAAUUGGUAGAGGAGGAUUUGGAUGUGUUUACAAGGGUGUGAUUCCAAGUACAGGCCUUGAAGUGGCAAUCAAGAAGGUUGCUCAUGAUUCAAGACAGGGGAAGAAAGAAUUUCUUGCAGAGAUUAUUAGCAUGGGAAGGCUUAGGCACAGGAAUCUGGUUCAGCUACAUGGAUGGUGCAGAAGGAACAAUGAACUCCUCCUUAUUUAUGAUUAUGUUCCAAAUGGGAGUCUUGACAAGCUAUUAUUCCAUUCCCCAAAGGAAAUUCUAACUUGGGACCAGAGAUUCAAGAUCUUGAUUGGAGCUGGACAAGCCUUGUUGUAUCUCCAUGAAGAAUGUGACCAAAGAGUGCUUCAUAGGGAUGUGAAGUCAAGCAAUGUAUUAAUAGAUGCAGACCUGAAUGCCAAGCUUGGAGACUUUGGUCUUUCUAGAAUAUAUGAUCAUGGCAUCAAUCCUCAAACUACCUAUGUUGUUGGGACACUUGGGUACCUUGCACCAGAGCUCACUAGGACAGGGAAGGCCACAACAAGCACUGAUGUGUAUAGCUAUGGUGCUUUUAUGUUAGAGGUGGCUUGUGGGAGGAGACCUAUUGAGCCAGAGAAGAAUGAACAGGAGCUGGUUUUGGUGGAUUGGGUCAGUGAAUUACAUUCCCAAAGAGAUAUCUUAAGAGCCAUUGACCCCUUAUUGGACUUCUAUAACCCAGAGGAGGCAGAGCUUGUGCUUAGUCUUGGUUUGCUUUGUUCCCAUCCUCUUCCUCACUGCAGGCCUAAUAUGAGAAAGGUUGUGCAGUUCCUGUUAAGGGAUGCCAGUCUGCCUUCCCUGCCCCCUGAUCUCCAUCUUGAGCUUUCUGGUUUGGUUUCUGAAUCAUUGGAUGCUUACUUUAAUUUCUCUGAUCCUUUAGGUCACAGAAUGAACUAUUCAGAUAGUAUUUCUACUAGUGUCUUAAGCUUGGACAAGAAUGAUGUUGGACAGGCUUCUAGAGUAACUUUUUGAAGUGGAAGAAUUUGGUAAUGACAUUGAUUUCAA